Messenger RNA from Atta colombica, 2109 nucleotides. It is a transcript of the gene Exd2, whose product is annotated as exonuclease 3'-5' domain-containing protein 2. The transcript has 7 exons. Gene Ontology annotation, cellular component: cytoplasm; nucleus. The record is from RefSeq and is a predicted model, not a curated record. Gene Ontology annotation, molecular function: 3'-5' exonuclease activity; nucleic acid binding. Gene Ontology annotation, biological process: nucleobase-containing compound metabolic process. The coding region runs from base 163 to 2001 and encodes 612 amino acids. NCBI's taxonomy places the organism in Eukaryota, Metazoa, Arthropoda, Insecta, Hymenoptera, Formicidae.
UGUUUUGCAUUGACAUUUUAUUUAGAAUUGUAACAUAACGUGUAACUCACGUACGUGUAUAUAUCUAUAUAUGUAUCGAUAACGAAGAAAUUGUAUAUAUAACGUUGAUUUUUUAAAUCGAAUUUUUUGCGCGUUUCAAGCGUCUUUUCUCCUCUUUGAUUAAUGGUUCCCGCACGUAACAACAUGUUUCUCGUUUGCGUGACCGUGGGACUUGUCUUUUUGGCGUCGAAGUAUCGUAACAACGUACUUCGCAGCGUCAAGCAUUUGUAUAAAAAUAUUAAAAAUCGCGAUGGCAAGAAGGAUAUUGAUAAUACAGCCAAGUGCGAUAAGCAUGAUACUGAUAAUAAUAAUAAUGAGGAUAAUGACAACAAAGAGAAUAAGCUUAUAUUAGACAAGAUUAUUCUGGCCGACUCUCCGGAAAAAUGCGAUUACGCCGUACAGCGUAUUCGUUGUGAUCUGUCUGAUGGUGUACUGGGUUUCGAUUGCGAAUGGGUCAAAGAAGGACCUGUCUCUCUGUUACAAUUAGCUACUUACAAUGGAGUAGUUGCUUUGUUUCGCAUUGGAAAGAUUGGAUACAUUCCACCUAAACUUAAGGAAUUGUUAGCUAGUAAACACAUCCUUAAAGUCGGGAUCUCUUCGUUUGAAGAUGGACAUAAGAUUGUAAAGGAUUAUGGAUGUAGAGUUAAUGGAACUCUUGAUUUAAGAACCUUAGCUGAAAAUUUUAAUCUACCGAGCCGGAAGAGCUUAGCCGCCAUGUGUUUAGAAUAUCUUAAUAUAGAGAUGGACAAAAUAAUAGAAGUUAGGUGCGGUAACUGGGACGCUAGCACCUUAACCGACGAACAAGUUGCGUAUGCCGCUUGUGAUGCGCUUGCAUCUGUUAUCGUUUAUCAUAAGAUAAUGCAAAAAGAAAAAGAAAAAUAUACAUUAUGGCAGAGAGUAGGAAUUUACUUAUAUAAUAUAUUGAGUAGUGAUAUCAAUGUGCGGAUUCAUGGUGUACCUGCUAGAACAGUCGAUAUGAGGUUCAAGAGUCAGCGAUCACCAAGUGCGGACAGUAUUACUAAUAAUGUUUUAAAUGCUAAGAAUAAAUCAGUAGUAGUAGAUAAAAACACUAUUAACGAUCGUAAAAAUGCGAUACCUACUAGAAUUAAACCAUUAUAUCAUAAUUGUUAUUUACAAGCACCUGAUGGAGAUAUAUUGUGUACAUGCGAUCGCAAGAAAGCAGAAUGGUAUAUUACGAAAAAUUUAGGAAAACUUGUGGAGACAGAUCCAUAUACAGUCAGAUUAAAUUUUGAGCCAUCUGGCCGAGCAUUGGGAGAAGUUGGACAAUAUUAUACACAGGUGAAACUCAAUCAAUGUGUAGUCUGUGGAUGCACUGAGAAAUUUAUUAGAAAAAAUGUUGUGCCACGAGAAUAUCGAAAGUAUUUCCCAUUGGUAAUGAAGGCACAUCAAUCUCAUGAUGUAUUAUUAUUAUGUCCUUCGUGUCAUGAAAUCAGCAAUAAUCAUGAUCUGCAACUCAGAAGAAAGUUAGCAGACAUGUGUGAUGCACCGUUAAUUGGGCCAAUGACACACGUACGAGACAAUUUUUUGCAUAAUCGCCGAAAGUUGCAUUCAGCUGUUAAGGCCUUGAGAGAAAAGUUCACAUUACCUCCUCGACAACGCGAAGAGUAUGAAAAUUAUAUACUAGAGCAUACGGGACAGCAGAAAAUUACGCCGGAUCUGCUUAAUGGUCUGAACGAGCAACUAAAGAAUGCACUGAUCCAGAAACCGAUACCUAACAAGUAUCAGCCACAUGGCUUAAAGGUGGUACAGCAUUUUCAAAAGCAAGAAAGCGGACUUGUCGAGUUGGAACGUAUGUGGAGAGAACAUUUUCUUUUCACAAUGAAACCAAAGUACCUGCCAAGUUUAUGGUCUGUACGCCACAAUCAAGAACGGUUGAUCAUACGCCAGGCACAAAAUAGAAUCGAUGCGGAUGAUGCAAAGGCGGCCGGAUUAACUCAAUAGUGCUAGAAUUUGAUUAUUAGAACUGAAAAGUCUCGUAUAAGAGCGAGAACUUCUCUUCACAAAGACUGUUAUAUCAAUCAAUAUAUCUCCUACGAAUAUAUAUACAUA